AUGGGCAGGAUCUUGAUUUUAGCCACCCUUUCCCUUUUCUUGCUGUCCACUUGUCAUGCCGACCUCAUAUCCGAUGUCUGCUCUGCAUCCAUAUACUCUGCUUUCUGCUACCGAACCCUAAGAUCCGACCCGGCCGCCCGUGCAGCAAAGGACCUCAUAACUCUCGGCACAGUCGUGGCCGGGAAGGGCAAAGUCGCCUCUCAUGACGUUUACGUCAUCUCAAAGUCGAUUGGCGGCCCAGGAGCUGACACGUGCGUCGAGGUCAGCGUUGAUGCCAUAGAUUUUCUCGACGAGGUGUUGGGUUACUUGAGAAUGCCCGGGAGCGGGACAAAGGAUGAUCUUCUGACCAAGGGCUCGGCGGCUUUGAGUGAUUUGUACACUUGUGAGGAGGAUUUUGGCCGCCGUGAGCCGGGAAAGCUGAAAGCGGCCAACGCCAAGGCCAAGAGUCUCGAUGUGUUGAGCUUAAGUGGACUCGCGUGUUACGUAAUCUUAUACUUCGUGAAAAAUAAUGCUUGGAGGCCCGGCAGGGUAGCCGUCGGGGAUCUCCAGACCAAGGCCUCGGCGGCGUUGUCCGACGUGGCGACCUGUGACGAUGAGUACGAAGGCAGUGGUCGGCCGGAGCCGGCUAAGCUGAAGGCGGCCACGGCCAAGGCGCAAGGGAUUAUUAGUAUACUGCUGGUUAUCGCUAACCAGUUGUGA
This is a messenger RNA of Striga asiatica, 699 nucleotides long. NCBI's taxonomy places the organism in Eukaryota, Viridiplantae, Streptophyta, Magnoliopsida, Lamiales, Orobanchaceae. The record is from the annotation of a GenBank genome assembly.